AUGGCGUCGGACACCCAAUCGGGUACUAAAUCCCCGUGGGCCCAUGUUCUAGAAGAACUGGGUCUGGCCACUAUGUGGUGCUCCUCCCGCGAUGUCAAGUUCCUCUGCGCCCAGCGAUUCGUGCGUCUGUUUGCUUACGGUGGCUCGACCCUGGUGCUGGCCUCGUACUUAUCGGCCAUCGGCAUUACAGAUGACCGGAUCGGCUUGUUCAUGACCCUGACUUUGAUCGGGGAUGUGGUGAUCAGCUUUUUCCUAACCCUUUUCGCCGAUGCGAUGGGACGCCGAGCGGUUCUCUCUCUCGGCUCUAUCUUGAUGGCUGGCAGCGGUGUCGUGUUUGCCCUCUUCGGGAACUACUGGAUUCUUCUGGCCGCCGCUGUUUUUGGUGUCAUCAGCCCUAGUGGAAAUGAAAUUGGGCCUUUCCGUGCCGUGGAGGAAUCCACAUUGGCACAUCUCACUCCAAAGGAGCAGCUAAGCGAUGUUUUUGCGUGGUACUCAUUGGUGGGAACAGCAGGAACCGCUCUGGGCCAGCUAGUGUGUGGCUGGACCAUUAGCUCGUUGCAGUCCCUGCACGGCUGGGCUUUUAUCCCAUCUUGUCGUAUCAUCUUCUUCGUCUACGCAGGUGUUGGGCUGCUCAAACUUCUUCUCACUCUAGUCUUGAGUCGCGAAAUGGAAGCCGUUUCCGAAGAAGAGGCUCACAAGCGACAGCAGCAGCAGCAACAGGCAGACGAGACACGUCCUUUGCUUGCGGAAUCUCGUUCAAACGAGCAGCCGGCAACCCCGAACAGCAGAAAAUCACUCUUUGCAUCUCUUGACCAAGACUUGUGGUCGCUGGUAAUUCGGCUGUUCAUCCUGUUCGGACUGGAUGCGUUCGCUUCAGGAUUGGCUUCCCUCUCUUGGAUGACGUACUUCUUCCGUCGAAAGUUCAGCCUUCCAGAGGGUGAACUCGGCACGAUCUUCUUUGUCACCAGUACCAUUGCCGCGGCCUCAAUGUUGGUGGCUUCGUCAAUUGCGAAGCGCAUCGGCAAUGUCAAGCCCCUCGCUCGGCAUUCCUUGCCGCAGCUCUCCCCUUCCGACAGACGCACUGCCAUCAUGGGUGCGGUAAACGUUGUCAAGACCACCACCCAAAGCCUUGGUCCUCUUCUCACCGGUAUUCUGGCCCGUAACAAUCUAUUCGGGGUGUCAUUCAUCAUUGCAGGUUGCCUCAAGGUCAUAUAUGAUCUUGGUAUGCUGUUUAGCUUUGGUGGAAAGGAAGCUGCAAGCAGGAAGCUGACCACACAAGAAAAUGAGGAAGAGACUCGGUAA
This is a messenger RNA of Penicillium argentinense, 1302 nucleotides long. RefSeq names its product MFS transporter. NCBI's taxonomy places the organism in Eukaryota, Fungi, Ascomycota, Eurotiomycetes, Eurotiales, Aspergillaceae. Gene Ontology annotation, biological process: transmembrane transport. The coding region runs from base 1 to 1302 and encodes 433 amino acids. The record is from RefSeq and is a predicted model, not a curated record. Gene Ontology annotation, cellular component: fungal-type vacuole membrane. The transcript is spliced from 4 exons. Gene Ontology annotation, molecular function: transmembrane transporter activity.